AAGCCUGUUUGUCCUGGUGCCACUCCAGUUGCUGUUCACCGGAUGAGCCCCGUCAGUGUGGAGGGGAAAGCUCAGCGCAGCCAGCAGGAAAGAUGAAGAAAAGCCAACAGAACCUGACACGCUGGAUGCUGCGCUGCCUGCUGGUACUGGUUCCAGGUGUGAUUCUGCUCAUGUUCCUGCUGCAGAAAAGCAUUAACCCGUUGGCAGUGGUUCCAGAUGACUGGCGCCAGGCUCUAGGCCAGGGCUUCUACGGGUCCAAGGAGAUGAAGCCUCUUGCCGAACACUCAGCUGGACCGUGCGCCCCGCAUCGGGUCUGCGAAGACGAUCACUUCAGCUUCUCCAUCCAGAGCGGCGCCGCCAACGUGGUGGGUCCAAGGAUCUGCAUCAACAACCAGCUGGUUCUAGGAACAGCACUGAACAACGCUGGAGUUGGAAUAAACAUCGUUAUAGUGGAUGGAAAAAGCGGAGGAGUCAUCAAAUCCAGCUUCUUCAACAUGUACGAUGGUGACGUGGAACCUCUGAUCAUGUUCCUGAAGGAGGUUGAGCUUGGUUCAGUCGUCCUAAUGGCCUCAUUUGACGAACCGUCAUCAAAAUUAAAUGAUGAAGCAAGGAAGCUGAUCAGCGACCUGGGAAGCACGUCCGUGCGGUCACUGGGAUUCAGGGACAGCUGGGUGUUUGUUGGUGGGAAAGGAGCAACAGUCAAGAACAACUUUGAGAAGUACAUGAAGAAUGACAAGGGAACCAAUAAGUAUGACAACUGGCCUGAGGUCCUUCAGCUGCACGGAUGCAUCCCAGUUCUGCUGCAGGAACCUGCUGCUGCAGCUGGAAACUAAGGAGCCAAACUUCAGAAGGAGUCACAGCCUGGUGUGAAGGUGGAGGUUUUUCUUCUUACUGAGCUCCAGCAUGUUAAAAGGAAGAAAGAACAUCUGGGUUUGGAUCAUUACAGAAGUGCUUAAAUGUCCUCACAGAUGAAGACGAUCUACAGGUAAAAUGUUAAAUGGGAUUCUUACAGUAGAGCACAGAUGAAGACGCUUGAGGGUUGAGGAGUUUUCCUUUUUUUGUGUAUCAUGUAAUAUGAAAAUCUAGAUUUGAUUCCUGUAUGUUUUGUAAAUAAGAGUUGGGUUCUGUCAAAUGAGAAAUGGAGCCAGAAAUUAAAAAGUGGAGUUUGGACAGAAAA
Molecule: messenger RNA, 1177 nt
Organism: Betta splendens (Siamese fighting fish)
Lineage: Eukaryota; Metazoa; Chordata; Actinopteri; Anabantiformes; Osphronemidae
Product: Protein FAM3C-like
Exons: 10
Coding region: 93-833 (246 amino acids)
Source: RefSeq, a predicted model, not a curated record